Lachancea fermentati is the source of this 1620-nucleotide messenger RNA. The record is from the annotation of a GenBank genome assembly. Lineage: Eukaryota; Fungi; Ascomycota; Saccharomycetes; Saccharomycetales; Saccharomycetaceae.
AUGCCAGAAUAUGUUCGUAUACCUCAAUCUCUUCGAGAUAACCUGAAGUUUAUUCCAGACUCUGUAUUUUCGAAUUUACAGACGAUAAUUAAUGAAGAGGAUGACGGUGUCGAAGAGGUCGAAAGGUUUCUCUAUGAACAACAGUUAGACCGAUCAUUUCUUUCUAAAGGAUCUAUCAUUGGUUUGGGCUUUGGCCUGAUGAGUCCUGUGUUAGGUAUGAGCACAACCAUGAGCAUCGGCUUAUUGAACGGAGGACCACUCACAAUCGUCAUGGGGUUCUUGAUAUGCGGCUUUGCAACCUGGCUAUGUUCACUCUCUUUGGGAGAGAUUGUUUCAAAGUUCCCCAUCGAGUUGCAUGGAAGUAGUGCUUUGUUGGCUCCUAAAAAGGUAAAACUGAUAUGCUCUUGGUAUACAGGAUGGCUGAUGCUGCUCGGCAAUUGGACAAUGAGUACAAGCAUUACUUUUGCAGGCGCACAACUAGUCAUAUCGCUUAUUGCUGUUACGAAUGAUAAUUUGAUUAAUGAAGAGCAUCUUGUGUUGUACACAGUUUUUGUUUUUUAUCUGAUUGUAACUAUAGUGGGCAUGGUUAACCUUUAUUUUUCGAGAUUUAUUGAAAGUGUUAAUAAAGUGUGCGUUUAUUGGAUACUUUACGCCAUUAUUUUUAUCGACAUUUUACUUCUUCUAUUCCAUUCUGGUCACUAUCGCUCCUUGAAAUACGGACUCACCCAUUUUGACAAUACAUUUUCAGGAUAUUCUAGUUCAGCAUUUUCAUUUAUGAUUGGGUUCCAACAAUCGAAUUUCACUUUACAGGGAUUCAGUAUGUUACCGGCACUUGCAGACGAAGUCAAAGAACCAGAGCGCGAUAUUCCACGCGGUAUGUCAACAGCAGUUAUCAUAUCAGGUGUGGCGGGCUUAGUGUUUUUGAUUCCCAUUAUGCUUAUUAUUCCAGAGACCUCGACCAUUUUGAAUAACCCAAAAGUCAUGCCUAUAGUUUUGAUAUUCACACAAUCUACGCAUUCCAUGUUUGUUUCCUUUUUUUUAGUCUUGAUGAUCUUGGGUAACCUGCUUUUCUCUGGAAUCGGCUCAAUAACUACGUCUUCGCGUGCUGUCUACAGUAUGAGCCGUGAUAAGGCUCUCCCAUACUCAGAUCUAUGGGCAUAUGUUGACCCAGCGUCGCAGUCAAAAGUGCCCAAAUAUUCCAUCCUCUUGACCAUGGGCAUUUCUUAUAUCCUUGGGUUACUGGCUCUGGUAUCAACUGCCGCUUUUAAUGCAUUUAUAGGAGCUGCGGUAUUGUGUCUUUGUUCUGCUACUUGCAUUCCAAUAAUAUUAGUAGUCAUAUCUCGCAGGCGAGCACUACGGGGGUCUCCCAUAAAGGUCAGAUACCGUUUAGGAUGGAUUGUCAACUUUGUUAGUGUAGCCUGGUUAGUCUUCACCAUGUUCAUCAUCAGCGUCCCUCCACAAGUACCGGUCACAUCCACAUCUAUGAACUACGCUAGUGCUGUAUUCGUUCUGUUCAUCAUUGGCAUCACGUUCUUGUAUUAUUUUUGGGGCACGCAUAAUUUUAAAGCCCCGUUGGUCAGUGAAGAUAAGCCCAUUGAGCUGGAGAGUUCAGGUAGUUAA